CCCCGCCUUUUCCUCUGAGACUGACCAAUGGCGUUCAGCUCCCAAAGUCGCGCAACAUUUCCUUUAUCCCGUCCACCUUUGUUUGGACGAUAUUUAUAUUGUUUUCUUCUAAAUAUGUAAAAUUUAAAAUCAUCCCUUCGCGAUUUUCUUUGUUUAAUCGGAUCAUUCAAAGCUUCGCUUUAUUUUUAGAAAUCUUUCCGACGUCUCCAUGGAAGCCCGCUAACGACAGCGAGCUGGCUGACGUUACAGGAGCUAACUUUAGCUAGCAGCCUAGCUGUGUGUUUCUAGUGUUUUUGUUUUGAAGAAGAAAGUUUUAAAGAAAAAAAAGACCUCCAGCCUUUAUAAAAUGACGUCAGCCUCUGCAAAGGUGGGGGAGAUUUUCUCAGCAGCAGGAGCUGCCUUCACCAAGCUGGGUGAGCUGACCAUGCAACUGCACCCGGUGUCAGACUCCAGCCCUGCAGGAGCCAAAUGGACGGAGACUGAGAUUGAGAUGCUGCGUUUGGCAGUACGUCGGUUUGGAGACGAUCUUAACAACAUCAGCACUGUGAUCAAAGAGCGCACGGUCGCUCAGAUAAAGAGCACAGUAAAGAGGAAGCUGUACGAGGACAGCCGAGUCCCCAUUUCCUCCGAGUCCCCGAAGAAGACGGUCAAGAAAACCGCUGUCUCCAUGGCGCCGACGGCAGCUCCGGCUGCUCCUGCCAUGAUCGCUGUGCCCACCUCGCAGGUUGUCGUAGCGACGGGCAUGCAGAACAGCCCUUCUCUGGCCCCGCCCAUCAAGAAACAGAAGACGGCAGACGUGACGCUCAGCGCUCUGAAUGACUCGGAUGUGAACAGCGACCUGGUGGACAUCGAAGGACUCGGCGACGGCACCUCCAACAAGAAACUCAACUUUGACCAAGAGAGCCUGAACCUGGACUCCAGCCUCAUCAUGAACUCCAGUGACCUCCCCCUCUUGUCUCGCUGACCUUUGACCUCUCAGUUGACUCUCAGCACUGCAAAAACAUCCAGAAAUGUCACGUUGAAAAACAUGUGCUUUUAUUUUUUUAUUUUACAAAGGCUCCUUAUCCUCUGUUACUCUCAUUGACAUCUCCCUGAUGUUCAUUUGUUAACGUGAGUCUCUACGUGGCUUAGAAAUUCAACGUGUAAAAAAACAACAACAAAAUUGUUUAUUUUGAAAUGUUACGUUGAAUAAAAAAAAAAUAAUCAAUGUUUUAGUUUUCAGACCAGCUUCUGAGUUCUGAAAAGUUUUAGAAGUCAGUCACAAAGCCUCAAUCAGUUUUUUACGUCCUGUGUCAUUAAUCAUGAAGAAUCACGUCAAGCUACAGAUCAGUGUUGACUUCAUCAGCUGCUUUUAAAGUGUGGAAAUCUAAAGGAACAGUGGCGUCUCCCUUCACAUUAGUUAUUUGGGCUCUCUGCACUAAUACAUUAAUCCCUCAAUUUAAAUAUUGUGCAUCAACCUGUAGCCUCGCUCUAGAGGUGUGUAAUCUGUGACGUUAAAAAAAAAACUUCCUGCUGUUCUGACAAUAUUUAUCCAGAGUCACCAAAAAUUAAAGAAUAAAGAAAAUAUUCAGCAACAGUCUGUUAUAAAUUGACCGAUCAGAAUCCAGUACUCAACAAAACCAAUUUAAAAAGUACAUCAUGAUAACAAGAUGUGUUCAAAGAAAAUGUAAUAUAAGUUUGUAUGUGCAACAAUAUGAAAAACCUUUUGAGGAUUCAGGAAAUAUCUGUUUUUAACCAUCAAAGGAAGUUUAGCUCAGUGACACACAAGCAGUACAAAGUUUCCAGGAAGUUCCUCAGAAACUUCUACAGAAAAGUUUUAAAAUGCAACAAUCCUGUAAAACUUAAAGUAAGUCCGCGUAUCAGGGAUGUCCUGAGAAAGAACUCGGCAGUAAAUUAAUAGCAGGAUACAAAUGAUUAAACUGAGGGAAUAAAAUAAGUUUACUGAACAAACAAAUAACUAAUUUUAGCGGAUGUUUUUUCAGAGACCCACCUGAACUUUAAAGUAUAACUCUGGUGUUAUUCUGUAUGUCAACCCCAAGUUUGGACCCAAACCAACAACAUUAGUACUGAAUACUUUCUGUCUGUGGCUCUCAGAUUUUUGGUUCCUACUGAAGACGUAAACAAAAUAUAUACUUUCAUGUUUAAAAAGGUUUAGUGAAACUGCUGCUCACUGUAGUUUUGAUGAGCAUUUGUGGCAUAAAUCAGGCUGUGAUACAACCACAAGACCUGUUCUAGAUACAUUCACUGUUGGUUUGAGUGUCAACAUGAGAUUUAUUAACAAUAAAAAACAUGUAGAAUACCAGCAGACUUGAAUUUGAUAGUUGGCUAUCAUGAUGGCAGUUGCUAAGAGUUAGAAAAUGUAACAUUUUUUUCAAUCAGUGGCUGUGAGUGAUGUAAAAACAAGUUUGAUUAUGUUAAGUAAAACAAACACACCUGUU
This is a messenger RNA of Larimichthys crocea (large yellow croaker), 2438 nucleotides long. It is a transcript of the gene bacc1, whose product is annotated as BPTF associated chromatin complex component 1. NCBI's taxonomy places the organism in Eukaryota, Metazoa, Chordata, Actinopteri, Sciaenidae. Gene Ontology annotation, cellular component: MLL1 complex; NURF complex. The record is from RefSeq and is a predicted model, not a curated record. The transcript has 6 exons. Bases 347 to 964 code for a protein of 205 amino acids.